AAUCUUAAAUAAAGAUUCAAGUUAUUUCCACGUUUCUGUAAAAUACUUCGAAUUGUUGAACAAAAAUGGAAAAUAAACUUUCGAUAUCCAUUCGGUCGGGACCGACAACUGUAACCAUGGAUUGUUUGACAAUUGGCGAACCGUGCGCGAUGGCGGCACAUUAAUUGGGUUAUGAUCGGCAUCGUGUUCCCAUCUGUCAAGCCGUCACUGAAUCUGCGUGCAAUGUGAUUUGUAAAAUCGUCGUGUGACAAGAGCAAUGAUUUUAUUCUCGCGGGUGUUCUCGACUACGUUCCUGCCAAAAUGCGUUAUCACUUGUACGGUCCAUCAAAUUUCAAGACGGAACUUUUGCAAGAAGCAUCCCCGACGAUCCUUACCACCCACGAUACUGUCCGAGGUGUUUGGCGGCGUCAAGACAAAGAAAAUCGUGUCCGCCGACUUCGGCAAGGACGCUAGCGCUGGAUCCGAUCUAGAGAGAGCGGUCAGUUUCGAAACGCUAUGCUUGAAGGAGGAACUUCUGUGCAAAGUGACAGACCCGGUGAGGGACUGUUGCCACAAGGUGACGAUCGUAGGUGCCGGAAUGGUCGGCGUGGCGAUUGCGAACUCGAUUCUAUUCCAGAGGAUCACUUCGCACAUCGCGAUCGUGGAUGCUUUCCCGAAGAAGCUGGAAGGGGAGGGAAUGGAUUUUUGCCAUGGCUCGGUUUACCUGGACGAUCCGCGGGUCGAUUACGAUACAGACUUCUGCAUCACGAGCAACUCGAAAGUGAUCGUCAUAGCCGCGGGGGUGCGUCAAACGAAGGGCGAGACCCGGCUGGACUUGGUGCAGCGUAACUCGGAGAUCCUGAAGAACAUCGUUCCAACGUUGGUCAGCUACAGUCCCGAUGCCGUGAUCCUUCUGGUCGCGAAUCCAGUUGACAUUAUGUCGUGGGUAACGUGGAAAGUGAGCGGGUUACCGGUCAAUCGAGUUAUCGGAAGUGGAACUCAUCUCGAUUCAGCGAGGUUUCGCUACCUGAUCGCCGAUCGGAUCGGAAUCGCGCCGAGCUCGGUGCACGCGUACAUCAUCGGCGAGCAUGGCGACAGUCAGGUUCCACUCUGGUCCGGAGUGAACGUCGCGGGAGUCCAGUUUCGCGAUAUCCUGCCGAAUAUCGGCCUCGAGACCGACGACGAGAGGUGGUUCGAGGUCCACAAAGAAGUCGUCAAGCUAGGCCCGACAGUGCGGUGCUUGAAGGGAUACUCGAACACAGCAGUCGGCCUGUCGGUCGCAGACAUCGUCAAGGCUAUUCUGACCAACUCGCAGAGGGUUUUAACUGUUUCGACCUUGAUUCAGGGUCAUCACGAGGUUUGCCAAGAGAUGUUCUUAUCGUUGCCGUGCACCAUUGGCGAGAACGGCGUCACGAAUAUCGUCCGCAUGCGGAUCACGGAGGGCGAGAGGAAGUUGUUCCAGGCGUCCGCGACCACCGUGUACGACGUGCAGAAGGACAUUAAGAUCGGUUAAGACGUCGCGUUAGCGGUCGUUGCCGAAAACUGUACCCGUUCGUUCCGUUGCGAGUUCCGUGUUGUCCUUGUAAAAGUUGUCUUUAAAUAUAUCGUGACGAGAGGGAUG
Messenger RNA from Megalopta genalis, 1600 nucleotides. RefSeq names its product L-lactate dehydrogenase. Lineage: Eukaryota; Metazoa; Arthropoda; Insecta; Hymenoptera; Halictidae. Gene Ontology annotation, molecular function: L-lactate dehydrogenase (NAD+) activity. Gene Ontology annotation, cellular component: cytoplasm. Gene Ontology annotation, biological process: pyruvate metabolic process; lactate metabolic process. The record is from RefSeq and is a predicted model, not a curated record.